AUGCCGUUGUUCAUGUGUCACAUCUUGGCGAAUGAAAAUAAGGACUUCAAGACGGCAGUGUUUGUUUGUCAAUUAACUCUUGCUCACGCGCCGGCACCCGUCCCAUACAGCAAUGUAUGCCGGUCUCCGAUCGCGGAAGGGCUUGCGAAGAAAUGGCUAUCCGAAAGAUACGGUGUUGGCGUUCAAGAUCUCGAGCAAGCCGGUUACAAAGUGAAAUCAAGAGGAUGCUCGACUGACUUCGAACCUGUAGGUUCCCCGGCAAGUCCCCAUGGCGUCACGAUCAUGCGAGAGAAGUAUGACGUCGACAUGUCUGCGCACCGCUCGGCCAUGCUGUCGGAGGCGGACGUGCUGGAAGCGACCCACAUCUACUGCAUGUCUCGGCGCCACCACGAUUCCGUGCUCAGCCUGCUGCGGCGGGAUGCGCCUAACGAUCACGACCUCCACAGCUCUCCACCAUUGGAUCGUCCACCAUCAUCCCGAGCAUCGCCGGGACCACCUUGUUACUCGACUCCGGAUGCGGGCACCACCGGGGAGAGGGGCGAAAUGCCGUUUCCGGUUGUGGUAUCUGUGUUUGAGCCGGAAGUGCCUGAUCCUUGGCACGGAACGAUGGAAUGCUACCGCGAGUGCACGGGGAUUAUCAGCGAGGCCGUGACAAGGGCGCUGGAACGAGAAGCGCCGGGGGGUUCUGAUGGACAGCAGCAACCAGAAAGUUCAUCAACAAGCCCACGGCCAGAUGAGAACAGGGGGAAACCACAAUCAUGAGGAGGCGAAUGUUGUUCGAUGUUCACGUCGGAGUUAUGAGUCGAUGCCCCUGUCCAUCAUACGUGAAACACGUUUCUACGUGGAUUCUAUAUUUUGUCCAAUCUAUGUGUAGUUCUUGUGAUAGAGGCAGAUGACGUGUGGGUUGUUUAGAGUGCUCGUCCCGAUGCCACUUCUCCACUUUCGGUACAUACAGUAGAGAGGGGCACUUUUGCAGAAGGUCCGCUCUGUGAGGGGGUGAUGCAAUGGUACUCUAGCGCGUGAUUGCCAGACAGUUGUCCUUUUUUCGGUCGCUACUCGUCGAGUCUAAUGCGAGAUACAUAACGUCGAAAA
Molecule: messenger RNA, 1092 nt
Organism: Ectocarpus siliculosus
Lineage: Eukaryota; Phaeophyceae; Ectocarpales; Ectocarpaceae
Source: the annotation of a GenBank genome assembly